ACAACAUGCCGGAGUCCAGAAGGGAGGCAGAGACAGACGAGAAAGGAGAAAAGCCGUCUAAAAACAUAAUUUCAGUCAUUUCUCAGUUCGCUGACGAUAAUUUAACCAUUAUCCGGAACAUCAGUACUGGACUAGCAAUUGCCGGCGUAAUAGUAAUAUCAAGGAGUAUUAAAUUGAUCACUAGGUUUGGAGUAGCCUCUGAGAUCCCAGCAAGGUUCAUAGAGAAGAAUGUGAGCCUCAGAGGGAGAGUCCAGACCAUCACAGAGAUGGGCCUGGAGGUGGAGCACAUCCCCAUCUACAUCCCUGUCCUCUCCCCCCUGCUGGCUAAAGGUGGUGGUCGUGUGUAUCCAUUGGCUGUGCGCCUGGCGGGGGUGGAGCUGACCCCAGAGGGGAGGGCGUGGCUGGAGCAGCACCUGAGCCCGGCCCAGACGGUGUGGCUCAAACUGGUCAGCAGAGAGGAGGAGACACUGCACUGUCUGGUGUCUGUUAGCCGGGGGUCAUUGAGGAGUCUGUGUCUGAAUGAGGAAGUGUUGAGGUUGGGUCUGGCACGCACUGUCCCAGUCUCUGGACUCCACCCUCAGUCCCACCUUUACCUGCGGCUCCACCAACGGCUGCUCAAGGCAGAGGUCAAGGCCGAGCGGAAGGGGCGAGGCAUGUGGAAAGAGGAUAGCCUAUGGGAGAGGACCUCACAGGCUGUUUGGGACAACUCACUGGUCAGACUCAUCAGGAGGAUCUUCAAGUGGACGUGAUUGGUUGGUUGAUUGAUUGACUGGUUGAUUGAUUGAUUGAUUGACUGACUGAUUGGUUGAUUUCAAGUGGGCUUGAAAGUAAGUUUAUGAAUGUUGCAAGGCUCAGGCCCGUCUCAGAAUACAGCUGGGUCAUUAUGUGUCUGUGUUUGAGAAGUGGAUCAUCUAUUUGUCAACUUGCCACUUCACCGAUUUGCUGAAAACGGACAAUAUUCACACCAAUAUCUGUCCAAACAAUCUUUUCUCCUGUACUUUACUAUCUGGGAAAAGUGUGAAACGAUGUCUCAAAAGAAUGGGGGUAUGGACUAAAUCGUAGACAUGGGACAAAAAUGUUUUGACCCACGUGCUUAUCAAAAUGUAUAUAUAUAUCGAUGGAGAUUAAACGCACUGACACGGUAAUGACAAGACAGAAUAGAAACCAGUCUACUUACAGUUAUUGUUCCCCUUCGUGGGUCAGAAAAUGUUGAUGUUUGAUUAGAUAAUGUAAAGAAACUUGGCUGUCAGAAAUCCACUUUGAUUUGUGAAAUAAAUAUGCAUUGGUUAAUUCAUUUCUGCAUUGUGUUUAAUAUUCUAGAUGAUCAAUCAUGAAUAAGUAAUGCUGCAUAUAAAAGCCAUUGUGAAAUUUGAUGGGAGAUUGUGAUUGGGGCGAUUACAAAUUCUCUUUGGGGAUUUACCUCAAAGUGCUGGUUGAAUAGAGGGUAAUUUCAUGCUAAUGUAUUUAAAUUAUGCCCAUAUGUAUAUAGAAAUUAGUUGUUAUUCAAUCAAUAUAAUAACCAAACAUAAGGACCGUCAGUGGUUUAACAACAUUGAUGUAUCAUUUCAAAGAAUAUAUAUUUUUUAAAUAUUUGACAUUCAAAUUGAAUACCUGAAGUCCCACCAAAAUAUCUGGAUUCUAUUGAUUUUCUGUCUCUAAUUAAACAUUUGUUUAUGUGCUAUAGUACAGUCAGUAUUUUAUGGAUUAUUUUAUUCUUAAAGAGUAGAUGAUGGUACUCCAUUAUGCAGCUGUUACAUUUCAUCUGGACUGGAUGUUUGAUGUAAAUAUUUAAGACUAUUGAAUGUUUCUCAUAUCCAGCUCACGUUCAGCUAAAGAGGUGGACUAGAGUGACGUGGACUAGAGUGACGUGGACUAGAGUGACGUGGACUAGAGUGACGUGGACUAGAGUGACGUGGACUAGAGUGACGUGGACUAGAGUGACGUGGACUAGAGUGACGUGGACUAGAGUGACGUGGACUAGCGUAACGUGGACUAGCGUAACGUGGACUAGCGUAACGUGGACUAGAACUGGCAGCCAGGUCUUCCUGUACUAGACUGGGCUGUAGCUAGAAACCAGAAUAUUCAGAAGGCUUGAGCUGGGCCAUGGUGGACAGAGAGAUGGAGGACUAGAGAUAAUGGAUAAGGAAAUAUGUUGUUUUCUCCUGUCUAAAUAAUGUUGUUUUCACUUGUCUAAAUAAUGUUUUCUCCUGUCACGUUCCUGACCUUAUUUUUCCUUGUUUUGUAUUUAUUUAGUAUGGUCAGGGCGUGAGUUGGGGUGGGUUGUCUAUGUGUG
Messenger RNA from Salvelinus namaycush (lake trout), 2293 nucleotides. It is a transcript of the gene miso1, whose product is annotated as c18h3orf33 homolog (H. sapiens). The coding region runs from base 6 to 749 and encodes 247 amino acids. Lineage: Eukaryota; Metazoa; Chordata; Actinopteri; Salmoniformes; Salmonidae. The transcript is spliced from 5 exons. The record is from RefSeq and is a predicted model, not a curated record.